This is a messenger RNA of Labrus mixtus (cuckoo wrasse), 1089 nucleotides long. RefSeq lists its product as uncharacterized. The record is from RefSeq and is a predicted model, not a curated record. NCBI's taxonomy places the organism in Eukaryota, Metazoa, Chordata, Actinopteri, Labriformes, Labridae. Bases 315 to 839 code for a protein of 174 amino acids. The transcript has 3 exons. Gene Ontology annotation, molecular function: protein-disulfide reductase activity.
CUUCUGUUAUUAUAUUGUUGCUUUACAGAUUGCAUGGUUUUAUCUAACUAAUAGUUCAAAGUGUUAAUUCAAGAAAUGUGAAGUGUAACUAUAGAGGUGUUUGUGUCUCUAAUUUCUUGAACAAUAUAAGCCAACGACCUCUACACGUGUUGACGUUAUUCAACUGCUUUCGUAACAUGGGUUUUUGUCUACCUAAGCGAGCUGGGACAAUAAGAUCAGACAUACACCUUUCUUCUCUUUAUAGCAGUGUAGCUUGCUACUUGGCUCUUUUAUAAACAGUUUUUUUUUCUCUGUUGAUUUCAGAAUAUUCGCAGAUGUUUUCCAACGUGAGAGCAGGUUUGGUCUCAGGUUUGGUCAGAUUGCCCACUUCUGUAAAUUCAAGGGCAAUAAGAGUGACCCCUGCCCUCUGCAGACAUCAGCACAGGACUUUCAGCUCCGAGUCAGAAGAUGUUAAGGUGCUGUAUGAUGGGCUGUGUCCCAUUUGUGUGACGGAGAUCCGGUUCCUCCAGUUUCUGCAGAGAGACAAGCCUGGGAAAGUAGAUUUUAUCGACAUCUCCCUGCCAGGCUAUGAUGGAGAGAAAUACAAGGGUGUCAGCUAUGAGAUGGCCAUGGGUGAAAUGCAUGUGAUUGAUGAGAAAAAUGAGGUGCACUGUGGGAUCCCGGCCUUUGCAGUCAUGUACAGUGCAGUGGGACUCGGCUGGUUGGGCCGCUUCAUGAUGUGGCCUCCUGUCAGACCGUUUAUGGAUAAGUCUUACGCCAUCUUUGCCAAAAACCGCUUAAAGUGGACUGGACGAGGGGACGAGUGCACCACCGGACGAUGUGAAAAGAAAACAAACUGACUCAUACCCACAGAAAGAAAAAGGCUGUUUAAUAAGUCACUUAACUGUGAACAAGAACCACAUAAUGGUUUGUCCUGUUAAACCAUCAGGUUUGUUAUAAAUAUGUCUGGAAAGAGUCCAAGAGUAUUUCUAGCUGAAGGAAAUAUUUGCUGCAUGAUUAACUGUGUUUUUUUUGUAAAGUCAUCAGUUCAACACAGAGUUGCUCUCCUUAAAGACUGUUCUGUUUGAGUAAACAUCUACUGAAAAAAUA